This is a messenger RNA of Aspergillus wentii DTO 134E9, 1512 nucleotides long. Its product is annotated as putative MFS transporter. The record is from RefSeq and is a predicted model, not a curated record. Gene Ontology annotation, molecular function: transmembrane transporter activity. Gene Ontology annotation, biological process: transmembrane transport. Gene Ontology annotation, cellular component: membrane. The transcript has 7 exons. Lineage: Eukaryota; Fungi; Ascomycota; Eurotiomycetes; Eurotiales; Aspergillaceae. The coding region runs from base 1 to 1512 and encodes 503 amino acids.
AUGACAGACAAAAAGACCCCCUCCAUAACCAAAACUGACGUCGAAAUCGGCCAAAUCUCCUCCCUCGAUGAAGCCGAAAUCUUCCUCCAUGAAAAUGGCAUCUCCCACGCUCAGCUGCAGGAAAUGCUCGACGAUCCGGUCCGGUGCAAGAAGCUGCGUCGCCGGAUUGAUCUGAUUCUGCUGCCGCUGCUGUGUGGGACGUAUGUGCUGCAGUAUAUUGAUAAGCAGGCGCUGUCGUAUAGUGCGGUGUUUGAUUUGUUUACGGAUGCGCAUAUUAAUAGUGAGGAGUAUAGUUGGUUGGCGAGUAUUUUCUACUUUGGGUAUCUGUUCUGGGAGUAUCCGGCGAGUUAUAUUGCCCAGCGACUGCCCAUUGGAACUGUGAUUUCGGUCUUUGUACUAUGCUGGGGCUCCAUCCUCAUGAUAACCGCCAGCUGCCAAAACUUCACCGGCCUGGGCAUCUGCCGCUUCCUGCUGGGCUGCUUCGAAGCCCCCAUCACCCCCUGCUUCAUGAUGAUCGUCGGCAUGUGGUAUACACGCCAGGAGCAGCCAUUCCGAGCAGGCUGCUUCUACUGCUGCAACGGGGUGGGCUCGAUGGUGGGCGGUCUGCUCACGUUUGGCAUUGGCCAGAUGAAUGGGUUUCCGGUGUGGAGGGCGAUUUUCUUAAUCUGUGGUGGUGCGACGGUUGUCUGGGGAGGGGUGUUGAUGGUGUUUUUGCCGAAUAGUAUUCUUUCGGCGAGGAGGUUUAGUGUUGAGGAGAAGGUGGUGCUGGUUGGGAGGGGGAUGCGGAAUCAGACGGGCAUUCUGAAUCGCUCGAUUAAAUGGUAUCAGAUCAGAGAGGCGUUUACCGAUCCCCAAGUCUGGCUUUUAUUUCUUUUUACCCUGCUGAAUGAGACUAUCAACGGAGGCAUCGCCAAUUUCGGCAAACUCAUCAUCAAAGGCCUCGUGUCUAAGCCCCUUCUAACAACAGCCCUUGGUAUCCCCCAAGGCGCAUUCCAGGUCUUUUUCAUCCUCUCCGGCUCAUACCUCGCGACUCGAUUCACAAAGGUUCGCACGUACAUUAUGGCCAUCUACCUGAUCCCCACGGUCAUCGGCAUCUGUCUUCUCUGGCAGCUUCCGAGGACGAACAAAUACGGUGUUUUAUUCGGCUAUUACAUUACCGGCUCCUACGUCUCCUCCCUCGUCCUCGCCCUCCAAAUGCCCGCCAGCAACAUGGGCGGCUACACCAAGCGCGUCACCGCAACCGCCUUCGUGUUUCUGGCAUACUGUAUAGGGAAUAUCAUCGGGCCGCACGCCUUUCUGGCAGAUGAAGCGCCGAUCUACCAGUCGGGCUGUAAGUUGAUUCUGGCGUGCGCGUUGUGUCAGAUGUGUUGUGCGGUUUCGUUGCGGGUGUUGCUGGUGAAGAGGAAUAAAACCAGGGAGAGGGGUGUUGUUGAUGCUGGUGAGGCUGGAGAUGGAGAGGUUUUGGCUGAUUUGACGGAUUUUGAGAAUUCGAGGUUUCGGUAUGUUUUGUAG